UUAGUCCCUUCUAGGAAGGAAUUGAAUAUGGUUUCUCCCAAACUUAUCCGAUACAACAAACCAAAUGCUAGAAACGAAACAAGAGAUUCAUAAUUGCACGUUCUCUUUUGUUGUUUCCAGCUCAUAGAAUAUUAUAUCUCAGAUUCAGAAUUUCAGAUUCACCAUUUAUUCUUCAUAUUCAUAAUCUUCUUCCUCCCAAGCUUUUUCGGAAAGGUGUGAUUUUUACUUUACAGAUGGCAUCUUUGAGCAUGACCCAGAUCAGAGCUGGAAAUUGGGUAUCUGGGUUUGGCUUGAAUCGGGCUGGGAAGGUUCAGGUUGGUCCCAGCAGCAGGGUUGCAUUUAAGGUGUUUGCUUCAGAGACUCAAGCUACAGAGCCUGAUCUUAGCGUCACUGUAAAUGGGUUGCACAUGCCCAACCCCUUUGUUAUUGGGUCAGGUCCUCCAGGAACCAAUUACACUGUCAUGAAAAGGGCCUUUGAUGAAGGUUGGGGUGGUGUGAUUGCAAAAACUGUAUCACUUGAUGCAGCAAAAGUUAUAAAUGUAACUCCUAGAUAUGCCCGAUUACGGGCAGGUGCAAAUGGCUCUGCAAAAGGAGAAAUUAUUGGGUGGGAGAACAUAGAACUUAUCAGUGAUAGGCCACUUGAAAUCAUGUUGAAAGAAUUCAAGCAAUUGAAAGAAGAGUAUCCAGACAGAAUUCUGAUUGCUUCAAUUAUGGAGGAGUACAAUAAGGCUGCUUGGGAGGAGCUUAUCGAUCGAGUCGAGCAAACCGGAGUUGAUGCAAUCGAAAUAAAUUUCUCAUGUCCUCACGGUAUGCCAGAACGCAAAAUGGGUGCUGCUGUUGGCCAAGAUUGUGCUCUUCUGGAAGAGGUUUGUGGAUGGAUCAAUGCUAAAGCCACAAUUCCUGUUUGGGCUAAGAUGACUCCCAAUAUAACUGAUAUUUCACAGCCAGCAAGGGUUGCUCUAAGUUCUGGAUGUGAGGGAGUAGCUGCCAUAAAUACAAUCAUGAGUGUCAUGGGAAUCAAUCUCGAUACAUUACGUCCAGAGCCUUGUGUUGAGGGGUACUCAACUCCUGGGGGGUAUUCUGCAAAGGCAGUACAUCCCAUAGCACUUGGGAAGGUGAUGAGCAUUGCAAAGAUGAUGAAGUCAGAGUUUGACAGUGAGAACUAUUCACUUUCCGCCAUUGGUGGUGUUGAGACAGGUGGAGAUGCCGCUGAGUUUAUUCUUCUCGGGGCAAACACUGUUCAGGUGUGCACCGGGGUGAUGAUGCAUGGUUAUGGUCUUGUGAAGAAACUAUGUCUUGAGCUUAAAGACUUCAUGAAAAAGCACAAUUUCACUACAAUAGAAGACUUUAGAGGGGUUUCUCUUGAGUACUUUACUUCUCACACUGAGUUGGUGAGAAGGCAGCAAGAGGCAAUUCAGAAGAGGAAAGCCAUAAAGAAAGGGUUGCAAUCUGAUAAAGACUGGACUGGAGAUGGUUUUGUUAAAGAAAGUGAAAGUAUGGUAUCUAACUGAAAUCUUCAUCCAAAUCAAGCAUUAAGCAACCUUUCUUGUACAAUUUUUCAUAUUCAUGCAAAUGAAGUGGUGAAGGACAUUAUCCUUUGUUAUUAAUCAUGGAUAUUUAUCUUUUCAAGAACAUUAGAAUGUAUUAUGUCAGAAAAUAAAGGAAGUAUUUUUAACAAAAUUCUGGGAAGAUUAUCAUAAA
Messenger RNA from Vigna unguiculata (cowpea), 1701 nucleotides. RefSeq names its product pyrimidine 1 (gene PYD1). NCBI's taxonomy places the organism in Eukaryota, Viridiplantae, Streptophyta, Magnoliopsida, Fabales, Fabaceae. Gene Ontology annotation, biological process: thymine catabolic process; uracil catabolic process. The record is from RefSeq and is a predicted model, not a curated record. Gene Ontology annotation, molecular function: NADP binding; uracil binding; dihydropyrimidine dehydrogenase (NADP+) activity. Gene Ontology annotation, cellular component: cytoplasm.